UCUACGAUCUCGAAGACUCCGAACGAUCUCAAGAAUGGCCUCCGCCGCCGCCACUCUCGGUCGUGUAGAAACUGCCGCAAACCGCACCGUCGCUAUAGCCACCUACCGCCAUCUCCUUCGCGCAACACGAAUAGCAUUCUCGGGCGACAAUAAAGUCCUCCAAGCCGCACGUUCGCACGCCCGCACCCAAUUCUCCGCCGGCGCCCGCCACGCCCCGGGCUCUAUCGAAGCAGCGCAAGGAAUCGAACACGCACAAGGCGUCACGCAGAUAUUACGAGAGAACUUGGUGCAAGGGAAGAACGUGGGAGGGGACAAGUGGAAGUUGAAUAUUCAUGAACAUACACAGAGGUUGGAUAAUGAUACCGCGGGAAAUUUGAAGGGAACGAGGAAGAGCUUCAAAGAGAUCAAGGAGAGCGUUUUCUAAGAGGCGGAAUGGAGGCUGAUGUGGGCACUGAGGAGGGACUGCAUUCCAGCUUGAAAAGGGAGGCAGCAGGCUCACGAUGAAGCCAGAGAUUUGCUGGGCUGUGCAAGGAACGUGAGGAAUCGCCGGAGAAAAUCCUCCCAAUCUGGACAACGUUCGAUACAGCGAUCG
Messenger RNA from Zymoseptoria tritici IPO323, 592 nucleotides. RefSeq lists its product as uncharacterized. Gene Ontology annotation, biological process: mitochondrial respiratory chain complex III assembly. The record is from RefSeq and is a predicted model, not a curated record. The transcript is spliced from 2 exons. Bases 35 to 424 code for a protein of 129 amino acids. NCBI's taxonomy places the organism in Eukaryota, Fungi, Ascomycota, Dothideomycetes, Mycosphaerellales, Mycosphaerellaceae.